Molecule: messenger RNA, 1800 nt
Organism: Elephantulus edwardii (Cape elephant shrew)
Lineage: Eukaryota; Metazoa; Chordata; Mammalia; Macroscelidea; Macroscelididae
Gene: MMP11
Product: matrix metallopeptidase 11 (stromelysin 3)
Exons: 10
Coding region: 1-1800 (599 amino acids)
Biological process (GO): extracellular matrix organization; proteolysis; collagen catabolic process
Cellular component (GO): extracellular matrix
Molecular function (GO): zinc ion binding; metalloendopeptidase activity
Source: RefSeq, a predicted model, not a curated record
AUGCCCUGGAUCUACUCGGACCUCCAGGCCCAAGUAGACCUGCGGCCGGCCUUGCCGCCUCCUGCCAUCUGGGAGCUCAGUGUGGGCUAUCACAGCCUCAGCGCUUGCAGCAAUUUCCAAGAUGUGGCUACUACAUUAGCACUACACCGACUACUCAUGAUGGAGCAGAUGACCUGGGGAGGUUUAGAGGACCCCAUCAUCACUGGGGUGUGCAAGCAGGAAAGCCCUGGCAAACUUUGUAGCCCUUUGAAAGGAGGCUGGACUUCCAAGAGGGUCCGUCCAGUGUACGUGCAGUGGACACUUGUCUGCACAUGGCACAGCGGGGAGUCUGAGACCCUGCGCUGUGCAGGCUGGCAGGAGUGCCAGCACCAAGCUUCCUGCCCCAGGGCUGGCCUGUCCCGAGCGCUUCCCGGCCCCCGCGCCCCACCGCUGGCCCCCACGGCCCUCGGCCUGGAUGCCUCCUACCACCACCCAGUGAGGAGGGGGCCCCAGCCCCGACAUGCAGCUCUGCCUGGCAAUCUGGCACCUGCCCGUGGCAUUCAGGAGCCUCUCCAGACACCCCGUGGCCCCCAGUUGCCCCGCUGUGGGGUGCCUGACCUGCCCCAGGACAUUAGUGCCCGCAACCGGCAAAAGCGGUUUGUGCUGUCAGGUGGGCGCUGGGAGAAAACAGACCUCACCUAUAGGAUUCUCCGGUUCCCGUGGCAGCUGGUUCCGGAGCGGGUGCGGCAGACUGUGGCGGAGGCCCUGCAGGUAUGGAGCGAGGUGACGCCACUUACCUUCACUGAGGUGCAUGAGGGUCGUGCCGACAUCAUGAUCGACUUCACCAGGUACUGGCAUGGAGACAAUCUGCCCUUUGACGGGCCAGGGGGCAUCCUGGCCCAUGCCUUCUUCCCCAAGACCCACAGAGAAGGGGAUGUACACUUCGACUAUGAUGAGACAUGGACAGUGGGGGAUGACCAGGGCACCGACCUCCUGCAGGUGGCAGCCCAUGAAUUUGGCCACGUGCUGGGGCUACAGCAUACUACGGCAGCGAAAGCUCUCAUGUCCCCUUUCUACACCUUCCGCUACCCGCUGAGCCUCAGCCCAGAUGACCGAAGGGGCAUCCAGCAUCUGUAUGGCCGACCCCGGUCAGCACCCAGCACCCUGGGCCCCCGGGCAGGCAUGGACACCAAUGAGAUUGCCCAACUGGAGCCGGAAGUCCCGCCGGAUGCCUGUGAGACAUCCUUCGAUGCCGUCUCCACCAUCCGUGGUGAGCUCUUCUUCUUCAAGGGCAGCUUCGUGUGGCGGCUUCGUGAAGGCCGGCUGCAGCCUGGCUACCCAGCACUGGCCUCUCGCCACUGGGAAGGGUUGCCGAGCUCUGUGGAUGCUGCCUUCGAGGAUGCGCAGGGCCACAUCUGGUUCUUCCGAGGUGCCCAGUACUGGAAGUAUGAUGGGGAGAAGCCGGUCCGAGGACCUGUGCCCCUCUCUGAGCUGGGCCUCAUGGGGUCCCCAGUUGAUGCCGCCUUGGCUUGGGGCCCCGAGAAGAAUAAGAUCUACUUCUUCCGUGGCGAGGAUUACUGGCGCUUCCACCCCAGCUCCAACCGCGUGGACAGUCCUGUCCCCCGCCGGACCACCGACUGGCGAGGGGUGCCCUCAGAGAUUGAGGCGGCCUUUCAGGAUGCUGAUGGCUAUGCCUACUUCCUGCGAGGCUCUCUCUACUGGAAGUUUGACCCGGUGAAAGUAAAGGCCUUGGAUGGAUUCCCUCGCCUCGUGGGCCCCGAUUUCUUUGGCUGCACCGAGCCUGCCAACACUUUCCACUGA